AUGGGUGGUGGAUUUCCCCGUGGCAUUCGCUCCGCAAGAAAGCUGCGCGAUCGCCAUAAGCGCAACCGCUGGGCGGACAAGAAGUAUGCGCGCUCGAUGUCGGCAUCGGCUUUGAAAGCGAACCCGCUCGGCGGCGCAUCUCACGCGAAGGGCAUCGUUCUCGAGCGGAUAGGAGUGGAAGCAAAGCAACCCAACUCUGCUAUUCGAAAGUGUGUGCGAGUGCAACUGAUCAAGAACGGAAAGCGGGUGGCUGCUUUUGUUCCCCGUGACGGUUGCCUCAACUUUAUCGACGAGAACGACGAAGUUCUUAUUAGCGGUUUCGGAAGAAAAGGACACAGUGUGGGUGAUAUCCCGGGUGUGCGCUUUAAGGUCGUGAAAGUGCAGGGUGUCUCGCUUUUGGCACUGUUUAAGGGAAAGAAGGAAAAACCACGCACAUAG
Messenger RNA from Cyanidioschyzon merolae strain 10D, 438 nucleotides. Its product is annotated as 40S ribosomal protein S23. Gene Ontology annotation, biological process: translation. Lineage: Eukaryota; Rhodophyta; Bangiophyceae; Cyanidiales; Cyanidiaceae. The record is from RefSeq and is a predicted model, not a curated record. Gene Ontology annotation, molecular function: structural constituent of ribosome. Bases 1 to 438 code for a protein of 145 amino acids. Gene Ontology annotation, cellular component: ribosome; cytosolic small ribosomal subunit. The transcript has a single exon.